Messenger RNA from Prorocentrum cordatum, 3413 nucleotides. Lineage: Eukaryota; Dinophyceae; Prorocentrales; Prorocentraceae. The record is from the annotation of a GenBank genome assembly.
UCCCUCAACGAGACAGCCGACUAUAUGCUUCGUCACCACCUACAACGACCACUGCAAUAAGGAGCACAGAUCCAUUAUCUACACGGACGGCACCAAAAACCCGAAGAGGCCGAGCGACGACGCCUGGUCCGUGGUGAUCGUAGGUGACGACAAGCUCGGCUUCAGCUUCCAGGGGGCCAUCAUAGGGAAGCACAAGAGCGGCACCGACAUCGCCCUCAAGGACAACGUCGAGCACGAGACCACGUCCACGACAGUCGAGAUCACAGCCCUGAUAUGGGCCUUCGCCUGGGUGAUACACCACAACCCCCUCCACAUCACCACGGUAUCCACGGACUCGCUCGGCGCUCUGCAGCUCGCGAAGAGGCUAGCCUUCACCGACCACGACCCCAAGCUCGCCAGGACACUCUGCAUCCUCCACGACAUGGUCAGCAACAAGAUCGACCUGCAGCACGUCCACGCCCACGACUACAACCCAUGGAACGAGCGGGACUGGGAGUUCCUGAUCGACGCGGGCCCCAACACCAAGGAGGCCUACCCUGUCUUCGGCCCGGGCAAUCCCGCAGCAAAAAGGGUCGAGACGACCGCCGAGGCCCGACACUUCCACAACCCCUCCGAGUCCAAUGACAAGAAGAUCCUCGCAGAAAUAAACAUCGCCACCUUCAACAUCCAGUCGGGGAGAGAGCCAAAGGAAGGAGGCAAGGACACCCACGGGGCGUCCGCGACGCAGUUCAAGACGACGACGCCAGGUGCGCCAACGCCAACUGCUACCACAUCAUAUCCAGCGGCCACAAAAGGGUUCAACUACGGCUGCGAGCUCCAUGUCCUACUCAGCAAACCCUACGGCAAGAACGGCAAAAAGGAGCUCUUCUUCAAACCUGACCAGUUCACAGUCAUUGUCAAGGACCCCAGGCUCCUCAUCGUGCGCGUAGCCGCCCCUGGCUUCAACCGCGCGCGUGCCGUCGCUCACGCCCCGCACUCGAAGGCCCUCGCGACCGAGCAGGAUAGCUACUGGAAGAAGCUCGCGGGUAACACUGAAAAGCACCAAGUCUGCAUCAUCUUCUUCGAUGCAAGCGCCAGGACAGGAAGCAUCACCAGCGCGGCCAUCGGCGACAUGGGCUUCAAGCAAAACGAGGACCCAAACGGUCACCGCCCACAUGAGCUGCUCCUGGCCAACCACCCGGCGGCCGCCAACACCUUCGUCAGUCAUGGACCAGAGCAUCAUGCCUGGCACUCGGGCAAGGGCCCUCAUCGCAUCGACUACGUCAUCAUCCCCAGGGGCUACAUAGACUCCAUCGAGGAGUGCGCCGUGCUCUACGGCAUAGACAGCGGCCAAGACCCAGAGACCAAGGACGACCACUACCCAGUCAAGAUGCAGCUUGCUUACCAGAUCGUCUCGUCCGUCACCAAAUGUAUCCCGAAGUUAGACGAGAGCAAGCUAGCCGACGAAGGGUGCCGCAAAAAGUUCUGCCAAAAACUAGAUGAGGUCAAACACCCGCCCUGGGGCACCAACCUCAACGAGCACCUCACCAUAGUCACAGAGAAGAUCACGGAGGCCGCUUACGAGUGCUUCCGCUCCAACAGCCGCACUCCGCACAAGCCCCACCUUACCAAGCGGUUGCGCUACACGGCAAAGAUCAUCGCGAGGGAAGCCCUCCUGCCCGACCGCUCAGAUGCGAGUGCACUGGCCGCUCCCAGUGACUACGUCAAACUAGUGGUGGCCUCCAUCAUACUCAGCACACCCAGCCCAGUUUCCCACGUCGUGGAACCCGACCACGCCAACACCGCGCACAGCGCCCAGCACUAUUUCGACGCCCUUCCCCUAUUCCUCAGGACGUCUAAGUCGACCCUACAGCAGUGGAUCACGACAGACCGCGACGAUUUCCCCGAGAGAACCGCCGACGAGAUGGGCGCAGCGACCGACGACCACGCCCCCCGUCUAGAGGCCCUGCACGCCAUGCGACUACUGGCCUUUGGAGGACGAAAGUCAAAGAAGCCGCCGACGCCCACCAUCCGCACCAACGACGACGGGGGGCCCAUCACCAAUAAGAGCGAGAUCGCCGACCACGCCCUAGCCUUCCACGGCAAAGUUGAGCAAGCUAUUGCCACGAAUGCAGACGGGGUAGCAGCCGACUACAACAAGAGGACCCGCCACGCAGGAGGCCCUGACCAGCUCACCGACGACAUGUCCAGAGCCGGCCCUGAAGGGAUGGCUCGCCUGCCCCACCCCGUCCUAGUCAAGACCCACUUCGAGAGCGCCGAGCCCAUCGCCGCCAAGGGAGGGUACUCUACCUAUUCCCACAAGGGACAGGGUGCCAUGGAGCUCCAGAAACCAUACCGCGGCAUCCUCCGCAACAGCACCAUCGGCAAGAUGCACAGCACAUUCCUCCGAUCCCGCGUGCAGGGCCUGCUACCUGAGCUACUUGAAGCAACCCAAUGCGGCGCCCGACCCAGGAUGGCCACGGAUUUCAUUACUCACACCAGUCUCGCCUUCAUCUGCGACUGCCAGAGGAGAUCAAGACCAUGCAGCAUCACCUUCCUGGACCUCAGGGAGGCCUUACACUCCGUCAUCAGGGAAUUCUGCAUGCAAUUGCCGACCACCGCUGACGAGCUCAACGAGCUCACCGAACGGCUCGACAUUCCCGACUUCACCAGACCAGCUCUAAAGGAACGACCCCAGCAACCCGCAUACAACAACCAGCACAUCGACGACGAGCACCUCUGCCACAUGAUCGCAGAUCACCACACCUCCAACUGGAUGACUGCCAAGAGCGCUAGGCACUACCAGCUGCCUCGGACCAGCACCCGACCUGGAGUGUCAUACUCGGAUGUCGCCUUCAACAUGCACUUCGCCAUCAUGCUGAGGGCAAUUGACCAGGCAGUUCGAGAGGAAGAGGCCCACGGCCAGCAGACAGGCUCUGCAGCAGCAUUCCAGCAUGGGCUGAAGCCACGCCCUGAAAAGACCAAGGCCAUCCUCAUGCACUACGGCGCGGGGGCCAAGAAGGAGAAACAGCGGAUAGCCAAGGAGGGGAUCACACACCUAGAACUGGACGGGCUCGCGAACAAGGUGCAGCUGGUAACGCAACGGAAGGCCCUCGGUACCAUCAUCUCGGCGGGCGGGGCCAUGGGGCCGGAGAUCUGCCCAAGGGUCAACCGUGCACUUGGUGCAGCUCGGCCUCAAGAGAAGCAGAUCCUCCGCCGCAAGAAGCUCUCAAAGAAAGCCAAGGUCAAGUACGUCCACUCUUUUUCGACAUCCUCGCUUACCUACAACCACCAUGUCUGGAACGGCUUGGCCCAGAAGGACCUGAAGCACAUUUCCGCCAAGUACAUGGGCCCAUACGGAGUCGCAGCUUCACUGCCCAAGACCAACUCACCCGACCAGCACAUCUCCGAGGCCGAGGCGAUCGCCAAGACAG